Messenger RNA from Aricia agestis (brown argus), 1320 nucleotides. RefSeq lists its product as uncharacterized. The transcript has a single exon. The coding region runs from base 1 to 1320 and encodes 439 amino acids. Gene Ontology annotation, cellular component: nucleus. Gene Ontology annotation, molecular function: DNA binding. The record is from RefSeq and is a predicted model, not a curated record. Lineage: Eukaryota; Metazoa; Arthropoda; Insecta; Lepidoptera; Lycaenidae.
AUGUGUGCAAUGAACGCUGCCGGUGGAUUCAUCCCACCCAUGUUUAUUUUCCCCCGAAAAAGACUGAAUCCACUUCUUGAAAAAGAUGGGCCAGCAGGAGCCCUAUAUAAAUGCUCUGAUAAUGGCUGGAUAAAUGAGCAGCUUUUUAUUGAAUGGCUCUCGCACUUCAAGCACCACGCUAAACCAUCUGCUGAAGAACCAAUCCUAUUAAUAUUGGACAAUCAUGCCAGCCAUAUAUCGCUGCCUGUUUACGAAUUUUGUAAACUCAACCACAUCCAUAUGCUUUCUCUACCUCCUCAUACCUCGCAUAAAAUGCAACCUCUAGAUGUUUCAUUUUAUGGACCACUGAAAGCGGCAUACAAAAAGGAGUGCGACUUAUACAUGAAAAGUCACCUAGCCGAGAAAAUUACUCCUUACGAAGUAGCAUCCUUACUGCGGAAGGCAUUUAACAACGUCGCGUCCAUCAGUAAAGGUGAGGCAGGAUUUAGAGCUACAGGUAUUUAUCCGAUGAACCCUGAUGUAUUUUGUGAAGAAGAUUUUCUACCAGCCGAAUUGCUCCAGUCAGCAGAACCUACGGCCAUUCAAGACGAUAAUGAAUCAAUGGAAAUUCAUAGACCAGCACCAGGCUUAGAAAGCUCUUUAGUACCUGGCACAUUAAUGCAAGAUAAUUCACCUCUACCAACAAUGACGCCACCAAGUACUUCUAGCUCAGUCAAUUGUCCAGCCCCUGAACCAUCAGUGGAGAUUGUUUCAACAGCACCUGGCCCAAUAUAUUCACCAGUUCCUAGCACAUCACGUCAAGUUGAUUUAACAGUCUCUAGUCUUGAUAUUGUAUCGAAGCUAAUUAAGUUGCCAGAGAAAACCAAUACCCAAAAUACGAGACGAGGUUGCAAGAAGCAGCAUGCAACAAUUUUAACAUCGACACCAAUAAAAGAAAGCCUAAUAGAAAAAGAAAAUAAGAAAAAGAAAACAGUCUGCCCACCCAAAGAUAAAGAUAGGGGAAAGGGAAAAAAUAUAACUAAGAGCAAGGGCAAGGGCCAAGGAAAGAAGACGAAAGUGCCGGAAAAGGGGACCGAAAGAGUAAAGAGAAAGGUUCUUCAGGAAUCAAACGAUACCUCUGUAUCAGACGUGGACACAGAGAAUUUGUGUCAAGAUGAUGAACUAGAUGAUGCUGACGACGCUGCAAAUGUAUGCUUAAUCUGCAACGAAUUUGGCAGAAAUAAUGAGGUUUGGUACAGGUGCACCUCAUGUGGUUUAUGGGCUCACGCAGAUUGUACUGGAUGGGAGUCUGCCAAGGACUAUAUUUGCGAUCUGUGCUAG